AUGAGUCGACAUUCAAGUACAAGCAGUAGUACUCAUCCAACACCUACUGCAUCCACGCCGUUGCUGAACGAUGGUCCCAAGGUGCGUGGCGUUCACCGAGUGCCCACUUUCUUCAAGUCUUCGAUUCCCAACCGUCGAUCUCUUUUACAUGCCUUUGUUGGUAUGGCUGUCCAUAUGCUGUUUGAAUUGGUGCUGCCUAUUGUGCUGUACUAUGUAUUGCGUAGCUUUGUUUCUCCAUUACUGGCUUUAUUGCUUGCGGGUGUACCUACUGCCAUCGCUGUUGUUGUCAAGGGCUAUAAGGAGCGCAAGGUGGACAUGAUGGGCGUGCUAAUGUUGAUGGGGUUUGUGGUAUCUGCUAUAUUGGCAUUUGUGCAAUCUGAUCCCAAAUUGUACCUGUUGCGAGAAUCAGCCAUGACACUCGCUAUGGGCACCAUGUUGAUCUUGACAUUGUUUCCUCUUCGCUGGCGGUAUCAUGUGCUUCGUCCUUUCAUGUUUUAUGUAGCUAGACAGAUUGCCAUAUCCAGCAAUGUCUUGAUGAAUGCUAAUACGGUGCGUGAACAUUGGGAUUGGUUUUGGGAUUAUUAUGCUACGUUUCGUCAUUUCCUUCGAGCAUUGACAGGCAUUUGGGGCCUCGGUUUGGUCAGUGAAUUCCUUGUCCGUGUAGCCUUGAUUAAUGCAUUGGAUGAUGUCGAUGAUGUUGUUUAUUACUCCAAUAUUUACAUGUUUGUGGUGAUGUUUGUUUUGGGUACAUUGACGGUCGUCAGUGCCUUACUCUUGAGACACUACUUUAACAUUGAGCAGAACCGCAUCAAGGUUGCUGAGCGUAGAUCAGAGAUUGAAAGCAUCAUUGCUCGUGCUGCCGCAGAACAGCAACUCAAAAAGCAGCAGCAGCAGCAGCAGCAGCAGCAGCAGAAAAAGAAUGCUCCCCGGUAA
Molecule: messenger RNA, 933 nt
Organism: Mucor velutinosus
Lineage: Eukaryota; Fungi; Mucoromycota; Mucoromycetes; Mucorales; Mucoraceae
Exons: 1
Coding region: 1-933 (310 amino acids)
Source: RefSeq, a predicted model, not a curated record